Messenger RNA from Heterotrigona itama, 2124 nucleotides. The record is from the annotation of a GenBank genome assembly. Lineage: Eukaryota; Metazoa; Arthropoda; Insecta; Hymenoptera; Apidae.
AUGGAUAAAAAGGACGAGGAAAGGAAACGAGAGACGGAGAAGAAAGACGAAUUGUCAGGUUUAACAACAUCGGGAACAUCGGCCGCUGAAAGAACGAUCGAGGAUCGACUUUGGCGACACAUCGAGGACGAAGCGACUACCAACAUCAUCGAUGGAAACGAUUCCGACGUAUCGGACCGAGAACCUUCAUCGACAGUCACUAUAAAAACGCCCGAUAUCAACGAGGAAGUGGACAGAGAAAGAGAACAGGAAUCGUCGUCGACCAUCGAAAGUGAGACGACAACGACGACGACGAUGACGACGACGAUCCCGAAGGCAGGGGGAUUGCAAACAGUUUGGAGGGGUUUCGUCAACAUGGUGGACGUUGCCAAGUUCUUCAUCACCGCGCAAGAGGUAAGCGGUCACGCGAAAGAUUUAAUGGACGAUCUACCAGACACGGUGGACGUUGUUGGCAGAAUAAGUCACGAGACGGUUUGGGAUUACAUCUCGAAGAUGAAGAAAACCGGUUCGAAGGAGAUUCUGGUGAUUCGACUUACCGCGGCGAACGACGAAGAAAAGAUCCCGUAUAUAACGUUGUACAGUUACUUGAACAGCAGAAGCCGACUCGGAGUCGUUGGAAAUGUUUCCAAAAAUAUAAAGGACUUUUAUAUAAUGCCGUUCUCCAGUCAAAGUACGAUACCUCAGGUUCUGUUGCCUUUGAACGGCCCUGGAUUCGAGGAGCACAGGCCGCAUCUUCUUCUAGGCAUCAUCGUUCGUAACAAGAGAAAACGUCUCCCCGGCAUAUCGUCAUCCUCCGCUGCAUUGCCGAUGAAAUUGUCGAGAAAGGACGCCGAUCGAACCACGGUUACAUCCACGGCAACGCCAUCGUCGGUAGCCCCUUCCUCGGCGGUAUCGUCGUCGCCUUGCUCCUCGUCGUCGGUAACCGCGGCAACGACCGCCUAUCACAAGAUACUGCCGGGGACGACGAUCAGCACGACCGAGUCUGCGAAAGAGAAGCAACAUUCCUCUCCCGUCACGCAGACCACUCUCGACAAUUUGAAUAAAGCGCAUAUAGGAAUGUCGAGGAGCACGCUGCUCGAUACCGCGGCCAUAUGUAAAAUAGUUCCCGAGUUGUCCUCCAAGAUCGAUCUCGCGAUCUCUUCUCCCGGCAAAGUCCCUCUCGAGGACGACGGUGACGAGCCGUACAGUCCCGGCCAAAUGGACGAGGAAGACACAAACCUCGACUUGCGAGCUUGUUCCACCUCGACGUCGGCAGCUGCAGUGACGACAACUCCGAUGUCCGCUUCAUUGGGUAUGCUCCACGACGCUACCGCACUCGACGAUAACGCUAUCAUUUCUUCCAGUAAAAAUUCUACCGAGCUCCAGCGCAAGAUGGAAGAAUUGAACAGACAAAUCGAAGAGCAGAAGCAACAAAUACAGAGUAUCAGCUCGUCGUUUCUCGUGGGUGAAUCGGCGCCUACCUUGCCGGGCUUAGGGCUGGAUCCGCCAGUCAGCGACGAAUGCGAAGAAGCUUACAGCCCUUCGGACACGAGGUCGUUCACACCGCCACCGCCUCCGGGUAUUUCGAAGCUCGCUCAACCGAUUCUCGAGAAGGUCUCGAACAUAACGAUACCGCCAAAUCUACAAGAGAUAUUGGCAAACGUGAAACGACAAGAAAGCUCAAAGGUAGACCCGUAUUUACCUUCUAAGCCAAGCGCCACGUUCCUAACUACUGCGAAUUGUUCGAUUUAUCAAAAUUCGGAAAAGUAUCCUUCCUCGGCUGUGAAACUUUCUUUGGUCAGCGGAUCGAAUAAAUCCUCCAAUUCGGAGAAAUCCACGUUGGAAUCCCCGUCGUCGUCGUCGUCCUCGUCGUCGUCCAGUCAUUGGGAAUCCGUUUCGAAAGAGAAAGAGAAUAAGAGUACUUUGAGCUCGUUGAGCGAUUUGGAUUUGAUUAGAAAAGCAGAAGAGGAAUUGGCCGCUGUCGCAGCCGCAGCUGCCACGGUACCAUCACCGGUACCAGUACCGCUACCAGGAAACGCCAUCAGAGUCACCGAAAAUUCCACUUCCUCGAGUUUGUCGACUGCAGCGACGGUUCUUUCAUCGUCGAUCGUAGGAACGACUGCCUCCUCCUCCUCCUCCUCCUCC